ACACGGGUGCUGCAUACCAAUACUCACAUCAAGGAUUUCACCAGAACGGUGCAGACAAUGUAGGUACCGGACGUGCACACCAUGCUGUAAUGCCUGGUAGUGAGUCUGAGCCUCAGGGGACUGGUAUAAAAGAAGAUGGGAAAAUGUUCAUCGGGGGAUUGAACUGGGAAACCACGGAUCAAUCUUUGAAGGACUACUUCUCUCAGUUUGGGGAGGUGCAGGAAUGUACUGUAAUGCGAGACAGUGCUACGGGACGCUCCAGAGGGUUCGGGUUCUUGACUUUCCGAGAUCCUAAAACUGUGAACACGGUGAUGGUCAAAGAGCACUAUCUAGACGGGAAAAUUAUCGACCCCAAGCGUGCGAUCCCACGUGACGAGCAGGAGAAGACCAGCAAAAUCUUCGUUGGUGGUGUCAGUCAAGAGGCAAAUGAACAUGAUUUCAAAGACUUCUUCACUCAAUUUGGUCGCGUGAUUGAUGCUACCCUGAUGAUUGACAAGGAUACCGGUCGCCCCCGUGGUUUUGGAUUCGUGACUUUCGAUAGCGAAGCCGCUGUAGAGGCUGCUCUCUCGCGCCCCCUGGAGAUCCUCGGCAAGCCCAUUGAGGUCAAGAAAGCCCAGCCAAGAGGCAAUCUGCGUGAUGAAGAAGACCGCAGGUACCGCCGGGGCAGGGACGCUUUCCGAGAAGGUGGUCAGAUGGGCAGCGAUGGAUCCCAACAGCAGGCGGGUGCUCAAGGGCAAGCUAACAUGGCUGGUGGUCUGACACCACAAAUGAUGGCACAGUAUUGGCAAAGGAUGCAGCAAUAUUUUGCCUUGAUGCAACAGCAAAUGGCUGUCGCCGCCGCUCAAGGUCAAGGGAUGGGCGGCAUGGGGAUGGGUGGAAUGAGCCCUGCCAUGAUGCAGCAAAUGCAAAUGAAGCAGAUGCAACAGAUGCAAAUGGGUAACAACCAACCCCAAAGGAGUCUCAGCCCCCCUUCACAGAGUGCAACUCCCCAGGCAAUGCCGAACAUGAUGAACCCCGCUAUGAUGCAGCAGAUGCAACAGAUGCAACAGAUGCAGACUCAAGGACAGGGUAAUAAUGUUGGAGGCAUGCCGGCCCAAAUGGGGAAUUCCAUGGGAGGAGCAGCGGCAGGUGGUGCUAGACCUGGCUACAACGCCCAAGAACAGAUCGCCUUUGAGCAGCAAAAGUAUGAGCAGCAACAGGUGCGCCGAGCCAUGGAAACCCGGGCCUUUUCCCCAUAUCAUCAGGGCGGACCAACAUCAUGGGAAGGCAUGUAUGAUGAAGUACCUCAGCCUAACAUCCCUACGGGACCCCAGGCCAUGAACCGUGCUGGGAGCAUGGGACGUGGACCUACACCACAACCUCAAAGUGCUGCCCCAGCGAACGCUCCAACCGGGCCUAAGAACGCUGGCAAGCCCGGCGCCAACUAUCGUGGAGGCGGAAGGGGAGGACAUCGGGGCUUCCAUCCCUAUGCCCGGGGAUAGGCUGAUUUCCUGUGUGUGUACCGGUGUAUCUUGCUGUCGUCCUUUUGUCCUUUCUCUUAUUCCUUCCAUAGUUUUGGUUUUCUUUCCGUCCAAGUUAUCUGUCUCCCUGUUGCAGUUCACUUCAUACACCCUGAACUACUUACCUCAUGAUUUGGCCACUGCAACCCUGGGGGGCGAGGUGACGUCUUGCCAGCAAUGAUGAUGUCUAACGUACUGUUCGAGUGAUGCUCUCAUUCGUUUCCUCGGGUGGCUGGAGUCUGUAAUCUCCCUGGAAGAAGGUAACAAGUCGAACUAAAAAACAAGAGUUCAUGUUGCAUAUAAUACAAAUUGGUG
Molecule: messenger RNA, 1814 nt
Organism: Aspergillus sclerotioniger CBS 115572
Lineage: Eukaryota; Fungi; Ascomycota; Eurotiomycetes; Eurotiales; Aspergillaceae
Product: heterogeneous nuclear ribonucleoprotein HRP1
Exons: 5
Coding region: 90-1481 (463 amino acids)
Molecular function (GO): RNA binding
Source: RefSeq, a predicted model, not a curated record